Linepithema humile (Argentine ant) is the source of this 3846-nucleotide messenger RNA. Lineage: Eukaryota; Metazoa; Arthropoda; Insecta; Hymenoptera; Formicidae. The record is from RefSeq and is a predicted model, not a curated record.
AUGAAUAAUCUAAAUCGCGAAAGUCAUAAUAUUCACGUUUUUUUUUUUUGAAUUUCUGUUUAUAUGAUCUAUCACAAUAAACUAGUCCUUCAAUAAGCGAAGUUACGUGCCACAGUCAGACGGAUAUUUUCAUACUUGUAAAAUCGAAAUUUGUUAUGGGUCAGUUUCAUGUUUUGCGAGAAUGAAGAUGGAUAACCACAUCGACGAUUAUACGUUGGAAAGCGUAAUCGGCAAGGGAACAUUCGGAACUGUGUAUUUGGUGAAAAGAAAGAAAGACUUGAAGCUGUUUGUUAUAAAAGCGCAAGAUUUAAGUACAAUGACUUCACCGUCCAAGAGAGUGCUAGAAGAGGUGCGGUGUUUGCAAAAGUUGAGGCAUCCGAAUAUAGUAUUUUAUCACGAUGCGUGGAAGAAGAAUAAUCACAGCUACAUUCUUAUGGAGUACGCAACUCGAUGCACUCUCAAAGAUUUAUUGGAAACUCGAAACGUACCACUCACAGACGAGGAUGCACUGUAUUUGUUUUCACAAGUUACUCUGGGAGUACAUCAUAUUCACACGAACAAGAUCCUUCACCGAGAUUUAAAACCGGAAAAUAUCAUGUUGACUGGCAGCCGCGGGGACAUUGUUAAAAUCGGCGACUUUGGUCUCUCGAAAAAUAUGCUGGAAGAAUCGAUAACCAAUCACGCAGGCUCUUAUUAUUAUAUGGCUCCAGAAGUGCUAACUAUACAGCCAUAUGAAUUCAAAUGUGAUAUAUGGAGCAUGGGUGUUGUACUAUACGAGAUGAUUACAAAGAAACUUCCAUUUCCGGCCACGAGUCUAGCGGAAAUUACGAAAUUAGUGUACAAUUGUCCGCCGCAGCCUCUGCCACAACAAACAUCGGCACCCCUUGCGAAUCUGAUAUCGAAAAUGCUAAGGAAGCACAGUUCGUGUCGACCCAGCACCAACCAGCUUGUGCUUUGCCCGUUUCUCGUCCCUUAUAUCGUUCGAGUGUAUCUGAAUCUCGGCCUGCAUCCGGAUAUGUGGUGGAUUUUGUUACUGAGUUGCUGGUCGUAUCCUUCGUUGGCUAUGACUUGGUAUCCUCCGAUAUCGAGGACCGCUUUGAGCGCGAUACUCGGGGAACAAGUGGAUCUCGUGGCCGCCGAUAACACGACUUACGCGCCCGACUGGACAAGUACCGCGAAUAAUGACGCUGCGACCGGUGGCUCGGAAUCUAUCGAUUCGAUCGACACAGGACAAUCCCCCGUGAAUUCCGUCGAUCGCGAUCGCGAACCGUUGGACGAAGUGGAGCGCAUCGAACCCAGACAGUGGCCAGGCAGGCCGGAUAUCCUUCCGACCCGCAACACCGCGCCUUUCACGACGGAAACAUCUUUGGCGCCUAGAUCUCCGCAACCCACCACAUUGGCACAAAGGUAUCCAACUGCUCCACCACCGACGGUUGUCGUCGAAGAAGUCUUCUGCGACUUCGGGCCGAAUCCGGCGAUGCCGCUUUGCGAGUGGCAAAACGGAAACGGCGCCUUAGACUGGACUGCGGGUACCGGAAUGGGCACAAAUUGGCUGGGCGGACCAGCGGCCGACGCUACGAGCGGUUCGAUGGAUGGCGGAUACGCUUUUCUGGAGACAUCGCAGACACCUGCGAAGGAUCUAAAGUCCAAAAGCCACGGAGGUCUCCUGCACAGUCCACAAUUGGGCAGCACCGGAGUCGCUGGUACCUGCUUCAUGUUCAAAUACACCAUGGACGGCCUCAGCAUCGCGGGACUACGGGUGCUGCUUCACGUCGGGACGGACGAGUUUUCGUUCAAGAAAGAGCAAGAGGAAGAAUUGCCUGUAGAGAAUAUCACCGCUCCUGCGUCCUGCGAGCCGGUGGAAGUCGUGGAGGAGCGUGUGCUGUGGCACGCGCAGUAUUACACGCUUGGAGCGUGGCAGCAGGCUCAAAUACUCUACACUUAUCCCGAAUUACAUUCGGUGGUUAUUGAAGGCGUGCCGGUGGACUCCACGGAUCCCUCGCGUUUAUAUCGCGGAUACAUCGCUAUCGACGACAUAGAUUUGCAGAGUGGCACGUCCUGCACUGGAUUUUGCAACUUUGCCGGUGGUUUCUGCGAGUGGAACAAUGACGCGGAAGACGACUUCGAUUGGACCAUAAGUCGCGGCAGCGGGAAUCCCACGACCGGUCCGGCGAUGGACAGUUCCAGCGAUCGUGCCACAGCCGGCGGUUACGCUUUCAUCGAUUCCAGCUUCCCGCGAAGGCCCGGCGACACGGCGAAACUGAUAAGCUCGAGCUUUCCACCGACCAGCGCGAACACGCCGAUGUGCAUGCACUUCUGGUUCCACAUGUUCGGAUCCGGAAUUGGCCACCUGAAGCUCUUUCUACGUCACUUCCGCAGCUCGGACAGCCAGCUCCAAGAAAUCUGGGGGCUGUCCGGAAACGCCGGCAACGCCUGGUUCAUGUCGCAGGUCACGAUCAGCUCCCUCGAUGACUUUCAGCUAGUUUUCGAGGCGUCGGUGGGCAACACCGGUAUGGGAGAUAUCGCCAUCGACGAUAUUUCAUACGGGCACGGUGCUUGCCCUGUUUCGCCGCAAGUGGCUGGCCCGAUACCGCGAGAUUGCACCUUUGAGGUCGACGAGUGCGAGUGGAUCAACUCGCGGGAUCCGGAUCGCGUUGAGUGGGAAAGAGUGUCCACCCAAGUGUUAGGCCCAAGAAAUCAGAGGAAACCGUACAGCAAUGGGCACACCGUUAACCGGCGCAACGAGUACUUCCUGGGACUUGGACGUCUUCGAGGUCCGCGAUCGUCCGGCGGCGGCACCGCUCAGUUGGUCAGCCGAGAGAUGAGGGGCUCCGAAGAACCGAUUUGCAUCACGUUCUGGUACUUCAUGUUCGAGCCAUUCAUCGAUUCCACAGGACCUAGUUUGGGCGUCUUGCGACUGUACGUGCAAGCGGUCGGUGAUACCGUGACGGAAGCCAAGCCGAUAUGGCAGUUGUACAACAAUCAGGGCCCCACGUGGAACUAUGCUCAAACGAAUAUCAAUCAAAAUUCGGAUUUCAAUAUCGUGUUUGAAGGCACGUGGGGUCCGAAUCGAGCGAGUGGCAGCAUAGGAAUCGACGAUAUUGCUUUUUACACCGGAAAUUGCAGUGUGAGACCAGCGAAUGCAGCUGUUCGCACAGAGGAUUGCAGCUUCGAGAAGGGUCUAUGCGGUUGGGAGAACACAACUGCUUCCGAUAAUGAUCGAUCUGUCAUGUGGCAGCGUGCGUUUCUUGCCCACCGACCGGCCCAACUGUUGGACAGAACCUUCGGCGCGACCGGCGAUUUCGUGUUCUUCGACAUCUUUACAACAAAUAAACAAUCGACCAAGGUUCAAUUGCGAUCGCCGGUCAUCGGCGCCUCGCCCGAUGAAGAGUUUAUAUGCUUCACCUUCUGGUUUGCCGCCUUUGGCGUAGAGGAAUCCACCACUCUGCGAGUGAUCAAAAUGCCCGCUGAAAAUGGCGACGAAGAUGGCGAAGGCGAAGAGGAGAAACCGUUAUGGUCAUUGACGGCGAAAGGACUCAACAAUCCGCGACCGGUAUGGAUGGCGGCUCAAGUAACGAUUGAAGCGCGAACUCCAUAUCGGUUAAUUUUGGAAGGGAGCGCCAGUAAUGGAGGCUUCGCCAUCGACGACAUAAAGUUUCAACCUCUAGCCUGCGCAACUCGACCAGCCAAUGCCCAACCGAUAGAGAAUGAAACUUAAGAAAAACGUAUAUAAUAAUAAUUAUAGAUAAUAAAUUUUGCGUUAAAAUAAUCCUUUUUUAUCAAUUAGCAGUUAUUAUUUAUGUAUAAUAGUAGUGCACAAUAUGCAAUAAACGAUUUUAAAAUACA